This is a messenger RNA of Cryptococcus wingfieldii CBS 7118, 1050 nucleotides long. Its product is annotated as protein transporter SEC13. The coding region runs from base 1 to 1050 and encodes 349 amino acids. Gene Ontology annotation, biological process: protein import into nucleus; COPII-coated vesicle budding; positive regulation of TOR signaling. Gene Ontology annotation, molecular function: structural molecule activity; protein binding. The record is from RefSeq and is a predicted model, not a curated record. The transcript has 5 exons. Lineage: Eukaryota; Fungi; Basidiomycota; Tremellomycetes; Tremellales; Cryptococcaceae. Gene Ontology annotation, cellular component: COPII vesicle coat; nuclear pore outer ring.
AUGGUAUGUAGCCAAGGGGGGUGGGUGGAAGGGCGCGCUGAUAGGUAUCCGCAGUCUGCCCAAGCAUCAAAACCGGUCCCAGUGGAAACGCAACAUGAGGACAUGAUCCACGAUGCCCAGCUCGACUACUACGGCAAGCGUCUCGCGACCUGUUCAUCAGACAGGACUAUCCGCAUAUUCAACGUGGUCAAGGGUCAAGCCAAGGGCGAUCCAGUGAUCCUCAAGGGCCACUCUGCCGCCGUCUGGCAAGUCUCAUGGGCCCACCCUUCCUUCGGCUCCAUCCUCGCCUCGUGCUCUUAUGACGGACGCGUCUUUAUCUGGAAAGAGGUCGGCCAAGGACAAGGCAAGGGCAGCGGUGGAGAAAUCCAGGAUGGCUGGGAGAGGAUCAAGGAGCACACUUUGCACACUGCCAGUGUCAACUCUAUCGCCUGGGCGCCUUAUGAUCUCGGACCCAUGCUUGCGUGCGCCUCGAGCGACGGCAAGGUCUCUGUUUUGAGCUUUGGAGAUGACGGUUCUAUCGACGUCAACAUCUUCCCCGCCCACGGCACCGGUGCCAACGCCGUCUCCUGGGCUCCUUCCGUCGUAUCCACCUCCUCCGGCCCUGUCCGAGCCCAGCCCGCCACCUCUGCGCUCAAGUCGCAAAAGAAGUUUGUCACUGCCGGUUCAGACAACUUGAUCAGGAUCUGGGGAUUCGAUGAGGAGCAGAAGAAGUGGGCGGAGGAGGAGACUGUGAAGGGACACGAGGACUGGGUUAGGGAUGUUGCGUGGGCGCCGAAUAUCGGGUUGCCUGGGAUGUUUAUCGCUUCGGCCUCUCAGGACCGAACCGUCCUCAUCCACUCUCGCCCCACGCCUUCUUCCCCAUGGACAUCCACACCCCUUCUCCCCAACCUUCCAGACAACCAAGACCCCCACUUCCCCGACGCCGUCUGGCGCGUCAGCUGGUCGCUUGCCGGCAAUGUGCUCGCUGUCAGCUGUGGAGACGGCAAGGUCAGUCUCUGGAAGGAAGGUGUCGGAAAGGGAUGGGAGUGUGUCAGUGAUUUCACAAGCUAG